CACACACACUCCUCCACCCGGAGAGCUGCUGCUGUAAGUGUGUGUGAAGUUGUGAAGGAGAGGAAACUCGGAUCUGCUUGAUGUUUUGUUGAAGGAUUUGUGUAACUUUAAUGUGAUGAUGUGAUUUAAAGUGUAAACACAGUGUCUGAGACAUGAAGAGAGGUAAAUCUACACACACUGACGCACCAUGACCAACUUUUCCUACAUCUGCACCGUGUGGAUCAGCGUCUGUGUGUACCUCCUCUCUGCAGAACCUGAGAUCAGUGUAUCUGGCCCAGUGGGUUCUACAGCUGUCCUGCCGUGUCAACUGACGAGUGUAGACACUGACAGACUGUAUAUUAGAUGGAACACUGAAUCUGAGAUUGUGUUUGAGCGACUGGGUGAGAGGUCGUAUCAGGGUGAGGGAUAUGAGGGUCGUGUGGACGUUCCUGUGGAGGAGCUGCGUAAGGGGAACUGUUCACUGGUGUUACACAAUCUGACAUUUACUGAUACAGGAGUCUACACCAGCUACCAGACAGUGAGACACACCAAGAGAUCUGUCCGUGUUAGGAGAGGAACAGUCCUGAUCAACAGUGUUAAUCUCUCAGUCUAUGUUCCCCCUCUUAAAGAAACAGACGUUGGUAUUUCAGCAGCUCCCACAGUAAUGAAGAGUCCUCACCCACUGGUCCUGGUCCUGUCCCUCGUCUCAUGUUUACUCGUCCAGCUCUUCUGUGGAGAAACAUGAGUGUGACCUACAGCUGUGUACAGGACUGUGUGUUUCAAUCACACACAGUAAACUACACACUGCAGCUGUGUGAUGCUGAACAAUCAGAACUCUAGAGACACGUCACUGCUGUCCAAUCAGAACUGUCCCCCUGACUUAAAGACAACACUGAGUUUACGUUCCUAACACUGUGAGACAGUUAGUUGGACCUGAUGAAGAAUUCCGGAGAAGAAGUGAAGCAUCUUCAAGAACUUUAUACAAGUCGAGUCGUCACUGUAUUAUCAUUACUGAUCACAUUAUACGAGACGAUCUCAAGGACAUCUGAUCAGAAUUCUGUAAGAGAGUGUGAAAGUGUGUAAGUGUGUGUGUGUGUGUGAGAGAGAGUGAGAGAGUGUGUGUUUUACAUUUUUUAAGAUGAGGAGAAGUAAAAGCACUGACGGAUUAACAGACAGAAGUCACACUACACAUGCAGGACGUGUGUGAGACAAAUGUCCAUAAGGAGAUGUGAUCUAAAGCAGCGGUUCCCGUCCCUGUCCUGCACAUCUUAGUCUUUUCUUCAUUAAAGUGGGUGUGAUAGAGCAGAGAUAAUUUCUAUGGUUAUUUUUUAUUAUUAUUUAUUUUAAGGAAUCUAGUAUACACUCAGUACUUAUGGAUGCUUUUGUACAGUAUGAUUACUUUAUCUUUUUUAUUCAGAUUAUAGCACAUAUAUAUCAUUAAUGUUUUUACUGUGAUUUAAGGUCUAAUUCAUUGACGUUUUAUAAUAAAUCAUAAAUAAAGUACAGGAAAAGGUGGAGGAAUGAGGAGAAGUAAAAGCAGAGGUGGAAAUGAAACAGUUUUCCACCACGACAGACUCCAGGCUGUGAAUCAGAAUAAAUACUGACUAUCUGAGCUCAGAGCUGGACUUUACUGCAGUGGACUUUAUUAAAGCAGAUUGUACUGUAGUUAAUAAAGCUUGUAUUAUUUCGGCAACUUAAAAAAAGGUGCA
This is a messenger RNA of Clarias gariepinus (North African catfish), 1688 nucleotides long. Its product is annotated as CD276 antigen homolog. Gene Ontology annotation, biological process: T cell costimulation; cellular response to lipopolysaccharide; immune response. Gene Ontology annotation, cellular component: external side of plasma membrane. The record is from RefSeq and is a predicted model, not a curated record. The transcript is spliced from 5 exons. Lineage: Eukaryota; Metazoa; Chordata; Actinopteri; Siluriformes; Clariidae. Bases 188 to 724 code for a protein of 178 amino acids.